UUGGGAUCGCGUCGACAGCCAAAGGAUUGCUACAAAGAUGUUGACAGAAGCGCGCUUCAAAUUCGCCCUCGAAAGCCUGAAGAUGUGCAUAUUGACGGAGCCGAAAAAUAACAUUUUUUUUAGCCCACACCUCGUGUACCACAACCUACUCGUGGUGUACUUUGGGGUUUCCGACGAUGGGGAUGACGAACUGACACUUGAAAAAGCCCUCUAUAUUCCCAGUGACCUUUCUAAAGCCGACGUCGAACAACAAUAUGUUCUUGGAGGAAUCAAGCAGUUUUGUUACGCACUUAAUAAACCCGCAAGCUCCUACACAUGUCGUAUCUUCGGUAGAAUUCUUAUUAGUGAAAAAAGAGAAAUAUUUCUCAGGACAUUGAACUUGUUUGAAACUGAGCAUUUUGCGAAGGAGGUUAAUUUCAAUUAUCGUCCCCAUAUUACGAGGGAUUUCGUAAACAAUUGUGUUGCGGUACUGUCGCAGAGACACAUAAAAGAAAUGCUACCUCCAGACAGUAUCGAUGAAAACACCGACUUAAUCCUGUUCAACGUGAUCUACGUUCAGAGUGAAUUAGACUGCAACUUUGAACUCAACACGACGCCUGACGCCAGUGUUCGCAAGAGAAUCAAAAACAAAAAAACAAAAAAUUCUACGGACACAAAUUUGAAUAAUGGCAAGUCCGAGCGACUAGACGCAUAUAUUACUGAGUUACCUUGCAACGAAAAAAAGAUAUCGACAUUUUUUAUCUACCCAUCGUGUCAUUCGGAAUCCGUCAAAGAUAAAUCUACAGAAAGCGACCGAAUUGCCCAAUUGAUAAAGCGACUGACGACCGAGGAGGGGUCUCGGGAACUUCGCAGGUUGAUGGACGUUGGAUUAGAGCAGCAAACAGAUAUGCGGUUUCCGGUAUUCAAUGUCGAGCUAAGUUUCGAUAUGAAAAGGCUGUUAGACAUGCUGGGUCUUCAGAAAUUCAUGUCGUCCAACAUGGGCGAGUUGCACGAAUUCUCUUCCCACAGCCUCAGUAUUGGUACCGCAAUACAUCGAGUCAAGAUCGAGCUGACGAGGACCAGUCUCACUGCGACCGCUAGCAACGCAUUCAUCACCGACGAUUUAUGCGAAUACAACGCGAUCAACGUGAGUGAUAUAGAAACGCGUUCCUCAUGUAUCUGCCUAAUUUACGACAGACUCUAUCGCAAUAUACUUUUCUGCGGCACUAUAUUGGGAAGCUAACGAAGAAAGUCAAGUCGUAGAGAUGUGUGUACACGCAAAGACAAUACUACGUUUAGUUGUAGCGUAGCGUCAAUUUGUUUUAUAGCGAAACUCUUUUCUGUUAAAAAAAUUCAGCAAUUUUGAUUCUCCAGUAUAAUCAAAAUGACGAAGUUUAUCACUUUUAUCGAUGGUAGGCUGUACCAACUCUGAAGAAAGAAGUGUAUAAAACUGUUAGAAGAAGCAUUUACUAUCAAGUACACCUUACUAGUUUUAUUUAAAAAAAAACUCCGGUGGAAGUAUUUAAGGUAAUGCAAUCUUAGUUA
Vollenhovia emeryi is the source of this 1524-nucleotide messenger RNA. RefSeq names its product serpin B13-like. Bases 38 to 1222 code for a protein of 394 amino acids. The transcript is spliced from 4 exons. NCBI's taxonomy places the organism in Eukaryota, Metazoa, Arthropoda, Insecta, Hymenoptera, Formicidae. Gene Ontology annotation, molecular function: serine-type endopeptidase inhibitor activity. The record is from RefSeq and is a predicted model, not a curated record.